CGAACACACACACUUAACAUUCGCUCGCAACAUGGCGUUGAAGCGCCGAGAGACACGACGGCUCUCCCCCGACUAGUGGCAGCUUCUUGGGGAAAGCCAGGGGACGGUUCGCCAAAGAGACCCGAAACAUUCACGGGAGAGUCCGUUACGCACCGGGCGGAGACAAUAGCGGAUUCCAACAUAUAUGCAUGUCGCUGUAACGGUAUCGCUGGUUGGAGCCUAUAGACGUACGCUGCUACCCCACUGGUGGAAAACCAAAGGCUGUACAUGGCGGUGGAGAGCACAGUUUGGCUGUUCUGUCUUCUUUCGCUGUGUUGUGGUCCAUCCGAGCAAGCAAAGCCUGUUUCGGUGGAGCUGAGCUGCGGGGCUGGGCCCAGCCAUGUCGUGUUGGAGUCAGGUUCGCCCCUGCUGCUGGACUGCAACCUUGGGGCCAGUGAUGCACCUUUCAAUAUCACCUGGCUUCAGGAUGGCCAGCCUCUGCCUUUGGGGGGGCGUGACUUCCUGCAGUAUUUGGCCAACGGAUCCCUCCUCCUGCUGCCGACCUCUCGGGAUGGCCAGCCUCUCCGGGGUGUGGAGGGGGGCUACAGCUGUGUGAGUGCCAGUGCCCUUGGAGCCCUGACCAGCCGGACUGUAAAUGUUCUCCUAACAAGUCUGUCUAAGUUCCAUCAGGAGCCAUCACCUCAGACGGUGCCUACUGGGGGAGUGGCUCGCUUCCAGUGCCAGAUUGAGGGAGUACCCACCCCUGUUAUUACCUGGGAAAAGGACACAGUGGCUGUCCCUGAGGAGACACGGUUCAUUUCCCUCCUUAACGGGGUGCUCCAGAUUCUGGAGGUGACCAAGGAGGAUGAGGGUGCUUACCGCUGUGUCGCGUCCAACUCUGCCAGGAGAGACAUCUCUCAUGAAGCCAGGCUCACUGUCAACACAGGCUCUACUGAAACCCUGAAUGGAGUUGCCAUCGUUUCACCCCCUCAGAAUGCAACAGUCGCGCUCGGCCGCCCCGCUGUGAUGGAGUGUAUGGCACAAGGCCAGCCCAAGCCACUGGUGUCCUGGAGCAGACAAGAUGGAAAGCCCAUUUCUACGGAUGUGGUCGUCCUCGCAACGAACCUGGUGAUUAGGGACACGAGGCGUCACCAUGCCGGCGUCUAUGUCUGCCGGGCCAACAAGCCCAAAAGCAGAGAAUUUAUCAAUGCUGCUGCUGAGCUGCAUGUGUCUGCCCCUCCAGUGAUUCUCCAGCCCCCGGAGACAGUGUCCCUCUCCCGGGGAAACACAGCCAGGUUUGUGUGCAACAGCUCUGGAGAGCCUCCUCCAGUCUUGCACUGGCUUAAGGAUGGUCAGCCCAUCAGGUCAUUUCGACGAGUGAAGACCCAAAGCCCCGGAGUCCUGCUCAUCAACCAGCUGGCACUGGAGGAUGAGGGCUACUACCAGUGCAUAGCCGACAACGGGCUGGGCACGGCCUGUGCCACUGCCAAGCUGACGGUCAUUGUGAGGGAAGGUCUGCCGAGCCCUCCUCGCCACCUGUCGGCCACGCCCACCAGCACAACUGCCCUGCUCAUCUGGGAGAAACCUGAGUACAACUCGGACCAAAUCAUCGGCUACUCUGUGCACUGCCAGCGUGCCGCAGGCUUGGAUAACGAGGAGUACCAGUUUGCGAUGAACAACGACACCACAGAAUAUCAUGUCAAAGAGCUUCUCCCCCAUACUGCUUACACAUUCCUUGUGGUGGCUUACUCUCCCAUGGGUGCCAGUCGCCCAUCCCUGCCUGUCACUGUAGAGAUGCUGGAGGAUGUACCAAGUGCACCUCCUCAGCUGUCUAUAGUCAGCACCUCCUCCACAGACAUCAGGCUGAUGUGGCGUCCAUUGUCCUCGCAGCACAGUCGAGGGGCUGUUACCCGCUACCACAUUGAGUAUAGCACUCUGGAUCAGGUGGACACUGUGUUCUCUGUGGAAGUAAGGGGCAAUGAGACUCAGUUCACACUCAGAGAGCUGCAGCCCAACCAGGAUUACCGACUGAGGAUAGCAGCUGGGACAGGCAUUGGCUUUGGGGUUCCCUCUGAGUGGGCCCUGCACCAAACAUUAGCCAACCACAGCAUGGUAAUCUUCGCUCCCACGGAGCUGAAAGUCAGAGCCAGAGUGGACAUACUUAAUGUGACAUGGCACCCCUCGCCCAAUCACACACUGGUUUCUGGUUACAAGCUGUCCUGUCGAGAGGUGGAGGCCGAUGAAUCGGACAAUGGAGAAAAGACAACGCAGACCCACACCAUCAGGCUCCGUAAGAAGGCCAGGUAUCAUCUCCUCACCGGGCUGGUCCCUGAUCAGCAGUACGAGGUCAGAGUUUGGGCCUUCAACAAGCAGAUAGAUGGAGCAGCUGCUGUGUGGAAGGGAAGGACAGACAAGACCCAUGACAGAGCGGCGUCGUUGUUGCCGCCCAUGCGCCCCCCUCCAUUGCCCCCAAGCAGCAUCCAAGCCGCGGCCAACAGCUCCACCUCCAUCUUGCUGCGCUGGGAGAAACCGCGGUUCAGCAACGUACGCAUCAUCAACUACACGGUGCGCUGCAGCCCAGCGGGAACCACCAACGCCUCCCUGGUCUCCUAUUACACCAGCUCUGCCCAGGAGAUACUACUUGGGGCACUGAGGCCGUUCACCCGCUAUAAGCUGGCGGUGCAGUCGAAUGGGGUGGACGUGGUGGGACCCUUCAGCGGCACAGUGGAGGAGUCUACCUUGUCUGACCGGCCCUCCACACCUCCUGAGGAGCUGCAGCUGAGUGCUCUGGACUCCUCGUCUGUGGUGGCGAGCUGGCGCCCUCCUUUGGAGCCUAACGGUAUCAUCAUCAGCUACAGGAUCUUGUUCAGUGGCAACCUCAGCCAGCCUGAGCACUUGUGGGAAAACCUCUCUCAGGAUGGGAGCAUUACCAGUGUGGAGGUCCAGGGUUUGUCCAGUGACACUCGUUACUUUUUUAAGCUGGAAGCGUCAACUGAGGUGGGGCCAGGGCCUUUUUCCCCUGUAAAGGAUGUCCACACACCACUUCAGAUAUAUGAGCUGGACAUCCAUGCAGUGACAGGCAUCAUAGUUGGUGUGUGCCUGGGACUGAUAUGCAUCCUCCUCUGCAUGUGUUUAAGCUUUCGUAAUGGCAAAUCAAGGGAGGUGUCUGGAGGCCUGGACUCCACAGCUGUGACCCCUCAGUUCAGGCGAGGAGGCUGCCCCGUUUCCUCCAACGUGCCAGAGUGCAGCGAUAUCCACGAGCUGGAGACACUGAUGCCCCCAGGCAUCCAAGAGUCUGGUCAGCUGCCAGAAGAACCCCCAGAGGAGCAGAGCCUAAUGGCAAGUGCUAAUCCGUGGAAAGGGGAAGAUGCCCCUGCACCUGAUCCCAAGGCUGCUUGGAAUGGCUCUGUGAGUCAUAACUGGGCCAACAGAAUCACUAGAUACAGAGACACCAUAACAGAAGACUCUCCAACACUCAUUAAUGGAGCUCUCAACAUGCUAAUUACUGAUAAUGGCACGGACAUAGAAGAUCAUCUCUGUACAUCCCUGUGCAGCAACCAGAUGGAGGCCGAAGUUAUUGUUCACUCAGAGCUGUCAGACCCAGGAAGGGAGAACAAGGAGGAAGGCAGCGAAAGGGAGAAGGAUUCUAACACCACCAGGGGACCCUCAUUAUCAGAGGAUAGAUAUUCCCCUUUGAGUAAUCCAAGCCCAACAGGAGAAGAGAACAUUUUCGAAAAACUAUCGCUGGCCCAAAGCCCCAUGAGUCUUCCGUUGAUAAAGUUGGUGGCUAAUCACAACAGGGAGCUACAAGGCACGGGAGACCAGCUGAGUGCAGACAUAGAGCCACAGAAGGACAUGGGGCUAACCAAUGGCUUCCAUUCCCCAAAAAACGGGCGUUCUGUGCUGAGGUCAGAACAUCUGGAGAACGGGGACUCCGGUCACUGCCCUUCGGCACCAGGGAAGGCCAUCUCUGGUAGGAUGUCCUCUGCCCCGUUCGUCAGCUCCGGCCUUGUCCACUCUACCUCAGCAGCACACAGUUAUCUGUGCCCGUAGCCCCUGCAUGUAGGGCAGCAACACACACAAAAAACACACACACACACAAACAUCAGACUGGUUUUCUUUCUUUUACGUACCCAGGUAAAAUCCCUAGGGAUUGUUUUUAUGUACCAUAAUUAUUGGAUUCCUUUCUCUUCCGUGGAAAGUUUGUAUACGGUCCUUGAAUCCAUUGUUUCAUAGGUUGGUAUAUACAGUAUACAUACUCACUAUAUUUUUUUUGUGGUAGAGUACUGUGUAUGGUCAUGCAUUCUCUAGAUAUGCAACCAUAUUUUUCUCUGGGUAUUUUUCCUGUCGUUAGGAAAGAAAAGAAAGAUUUAACUUACCAAGCAGAUGGAAGGGGAUUGAAGGAGGCUAUUCCCACUGUGUCGCACGUGGCUUUAUUCUAUGCGAGAGCCUGGAAUGUGAGACAAGGUACCAUCAUGGAUGUGAGGAUCGGAAAUGCAGGUUUGAUAUAUUUCCCUUGGCUUUGCCGUGCGGAUGUUACUUUUAAUGUGGCACUACGCAGGAAUAAGCCUUAAAGAAAAUCUGCACACUCUGAGAGUGCAGAACACCUGCGUCUCUCUCCAACCUCCUGCUGUCUCAGGGUCCACACACACACACACACACACACACUCACACACUUUGAAACACACACAGAAAGCUUAACUCACCCAUAAACACACAUUUACACACACAUUCCCUGACUGGAUUGUGGGGGUCUCAGGUGCCUAAUUAUUGUAGGUGCGUUUAUAACCUCUGUAUAUCUCUAUGGAUGAUUCUGUUCAGUACAAAACACCAGUACAAAAAAGACUCAAAAUGUAAAAAGAAAUGGAGUAUACACAUUUGGUACACAUGAAGUAUUCUUUUCCAAAAUGCCAUAUAUCCACGUGGUGUGAUUGUUUUACCAGGCGCACCCAGUUGAAAAGUAAAAAUCUUUUUUGCUAUAUUUCAGAUGGUGUAUAUCUCAUUUUGGAAUCAAAGUAUUUACAUGUUUAUGUUGGUACUGUUUUAAUUGUGUUGGUGGGAGAACGAGAGAAGAUGUUAUAACAACGCAUCCGUAGGCCACUCUUAUAAACUUGACUCAUAAUUAGGGAUGUAGCAAUGUGAUACUGUGCCAAGAGUUGCCAUUUGAACUCUGUAUAAUAAUGUUCCCAUGUGAAAAGUUAGCCAUGUUUUUAAUUCGAGGGGAACUCAACUUGACUCAUCAAGUGUAUCUGAUUCCAGUUGUAUGAGAACAUUUCCACAUUGCUAUGCUCUUACUACAGUACCAGAAAUCAACAUACCCUGAUACAUUUCUGCAUUUAUCAGAUAGGAAAGGGUUUUGAUGAAAAAAAUAAAAUAAAUGUGGUCAAAUUUUUUUUUUUUUUA
Messenger RNA from Cyclopterus lumpus (lumpfish), 5382 nucleotides. RefSeq names its product immunoglobulin superfamily, DCC subclass, member 4 (gene igdcc4). Gene Ontology annotation, biological process: cell-cell adhesion; axon guidance. The transcript is spliced from 20 exons. Gene Ontology annotation, cellular component: axon; plasma membrane. NCBI's taxonomy places the organism in Eukaryota, Metazoa, Chordata, Actinopteri, Perciformes, Cyclopteridae. Gene Ontology annotation, molecular function: protein binding. The coding region runs from base 268 to 4032 and encodes 1254 amino acids. The record is from RefSeq and is a predicted model, not a curated record.